Messenger RNA from Hordeum vulgare subsp. vulgare (domesticated barley), 2520 nucleotides. Its product is annotated as SPX domain-containing protein 4-like. The record is from RefSeq and is a predicted model, not a curated record. Bases 1683 to 2294 code for a protein of 203 amino acids. The transcript is spliced from 2 exons. Gene Ontology annotation, biological process: cellular response to phosphate starvation. NCBI's taxonomy places the organism in Eukaryota, Viridiplantae, Streptophyta, Magnoliopsida, Poales, Poaceae.
AGUGUUUUCCUUGUGAUGGGCAAACCAACUUAGCUAUCUCCUGUCUCAAUAUUGAUCUAGAAUGAUAUGUAAACUACGAUGACUCAUCCAGAAGCAUGUGUCGUGCACUUGCGAAAUAUUGAAUUUCUAAGGUAACGAACUUCAUGUACUUAUAAAGGUUUAUAUACUAAAUACAUCAGAAACCUUGCAAAUAUGCAGGGAUAAUCACAACACUUUGCUUCUGUAUCAGUUAUGCUCUAUCACAGCGAACAAUCUAUGGAUUGAUAAGAUAAGGUGAUGUAAUCCAAUCCAUUUCAGCUCCGUGAAAAGUAUAAAUAUAAAUUAAUGUUACCUACAAUAGUGAAGGUGAGAAUAAAAUAGUAACGCCGCAAAUCAAACAAUGUAAACAUUUUGUAAACAUUUUACAAAGAUGGCAAGGCCGACAGCAUAAUUCUUCAUGUUGAGAAUUGUUAAUGUGGGUCAUAAAUCAAACAAUUACUCGUGUUAUAGGCUACAGGAUGUGAUGCUCUUUUUUCUCCCGGUGCAACGCACGGGCAUUUUUUAAACAUUAUCAUCACUAAGACAUGUCAUCGCAUUGGUGCCUACUACUCCAAUCAUCAAAAGGGCACCUGAUCAUUCAAAAACAACAUGCCACUGGUAACUCCUAGUUCCCAUCCAGUUACAGACUCAUGAAGCCUAGAUUCAGAUACAGGGCAUACAUCAAGUUCAGACACACUUCUGAACUUAUGUGCUGAAAUGACUAAAGAGUCUCUUUAUUCUUCAGUUCUUGAUUGCAUAUUAGUUCUGAUCAUUCGAUUAAACCUCCUGUUCAAAGUAUGUUGACUUGAGCAUAUUAAGGCUUCAGUCACGCAAUUGUCAUUGGGUCACGUUCAACCAAUGACCCAUAUAUGAAUGAACAUUUAAUCCAUUCGCAUGAGAACGGAAUUUGUAAUUUGCCAGUUAGGUUUGUCAGGGCUCAUUAUGAGGCCGAGUCUGCUGAAAUGUUGGCGACUGAUAAGUAGAUAACCCAGUUCCAAUAAUUCUAGUAAACCGAGACCCAGAACCAAUAUAAACAACAGCACUUGGCCUUGCCCAAAAGAACUAAGUUUACCAUUUUUUUGGGUAUGGACAACACAGACAUAGCUGAUUAAUCAAUUUAGACGGUUUAGCAUUCCUGGCUAGCAGUAAAAUCCGUACUUCUGAACUUAUCUGGUGAAAGGCCUAAAUAGUAUCUUUAUGCUUCAGUUCUUGUCUUCAUAUUAGUUCUGAGCAUUUGAUUGAACCUCCUACUGAAAGCAUCUAUUUCGUUGUACUGUCACAUGGUUUUGUCCUUGAGUAACAGACUGUCUGGUGUUUCGGAUCUGUAGAAUCUAAUAACAUGUGAGGUGUUGAGAAGAUGAUUUUUCCUAACAACAUGAAGCGACAUUCUUGAUAAGCUCAUGAGCGCUUGGGAGGGAAUCCCUUUCUCUUUUGAAGUCCCAAAAUCUGUGAAUGUUAUUGUCCAUUGUGGUUGCCAUUUUUUGUUUAUUAUACAUGGGUUAUUUAGGGGCUUAGGUAGUACAGUAGUAGGUAGUUGUGGUAUACCAAUUUCUUUUAUUUUCACUCGUCAGUUUGCUUGUCUGUAGGUGCUAAAGGAGAGGAUUGAGCGAGUCAAAGCAAAGAAAAACGGUGCUUUUACAUCCAAAACUGAGUUUACUGAAGAGAUGUUAGAGAUACGUAGAGAUUUCGUGCUUAUCCAUGGCGAAAUGAUACUUCUCCAGACCUACAGCUCCCUGAACUUUGCUGGGCUAGUGAAGAUACUGAAGAAGUAUGACAAAAGAACAGGCGGCGUGCUCAGCCUACCUUUCACUCAGCGAGCUCGCCACCAACCAUUUUUCACCACUGAACCAUUAACAAGACUUGUUCGAGAAUGUGAGGCUAAUCUUGAAAUCCUCUUCCCUGUUGAAGAUGAAGUGCUCGAGUCUGGUUCCUCUUCAAAGCAUCAGGCUCACAAUGAUGCGGCUAGUCGUGACCCAGCGUCAUCUUCCGACGCAGAAACCACAGAGGUGUACCAAAGCACACUCGCGGCAAUGAAAGCGAUAGAGGGCCUUAAGAAAGCGAGCUCUACUUACAAUGCCCUGUCUCUGGCUAGGUUCUUCCAUGGAGAGGAUGGCGAAGCUUGUUAUGGUGCCGUAACUUCUGAGAGCUCGCUGUUAGAUUCCUUGACAGAUUCCCAGGUUGAAGAUGCAUAUAAGGAUGAUAAAGAGGUGCAAUCAAAGGAGCAGAGCUCUGCUCAGACUAACCAUAACGCGGAAGCGGAGCGACGCGGUGGAUAAUAAUCAGUCUUUCCAUGCUAUUUUGAAUCUCCCCUGAUAAGUGUAAAUGAUAGAACUGCUAUAACACCAAUAAUCUGGAUGUUUAGCCAGUCUUUGAAAUGUGUGACAGACCAUAAGUCAUGUUUUAUUUGGAUGCUUGGAGUUUUGGAGCUGUAGGCAGAAAGUGUGUGUGUCAUUUAGCUGAUUUGAUUUGAAAGGAAUUGUAUACAGUCUCUCUGUUUCUUAA